AUGAAGAGCUUCACCUUAAUAACAGCAUUCCUUCUCUGCAGCCUCAGCUGGAUCUCUGUCUCAGUUUCUGAGUCUCAGACUGUGGAGGUCCAGCCUGGUGAUGAAGUCACACUGCUGUGCUCCAUCAUCUCGACAACCCCAACUCAGACAGACUGGUUCAGAGUGGUCAACGGAACCAAAGUCAGCUGUAUCGCCUCUAUGUACGGGUCUGAGGGCAAAGCUUCACUCUGUGAUGGAUUUCAGAAUACAAAAUUUGAAAUGAGUUCAAACAUCUCUACUAUCUUUCUUAAAAUCACAAAAGUGGAUUUAUCUGACUCUGGACUGUAUUUCUGUGGAUUCUACAUCAAGACACACACAGUCAUUGCUGAUGUGACAGAGUUACAAGUCCAAGGUAAUGGUGAAUCUGAAGAUGAAACACAUUUAACGACUAAAAGUAAGAAGUCUGAUGGAAGAAUAAACCUGAUGAGUGUGAUCCUGGGUGCUGUGACUUUCUUGCUCACUAUUAUCAUCAUUGUUCUGGCUGUUAAAAUCAGGAAACUUCAGACAGCUGCCAAUGAAAAAACACAGCCAGAAAGACACAAGAAUCAGCACACAGAUGACCUGAACUACGCAGCACUGAAUUUUCAGCCAAAAGCAAAAAGAACCCGCCGGCCUGCAACCGAAAAAGAAAAGGAGCUGAGUGUUGUCUAUGCUGCCACCAGAUAA
Scomber japonicus (chub mackerel) is the source of this 705-nucleotide messenger RNA. RefSeq lists its product as uncharacterized. The transcript has 6 exons. Gene Ontology annotation, biological process: response to bacterium. NCBI's taxonomy places the organism in Eukaryota, Metazoa, Chordata, Actinopteri, Scombriformes, Scombridae. Bases 1 to 705 code for a protein of 234 amino acids. The record is from RefSeq and is a predicted model, not a curated record.